CUGCCAUGCCCACCAAGCCAGGCCCACAGAACCAAACUUAGCGAAGAUUUUUAUGUUGGAUUAAAUCUCACUGUUGAGUGUUGAAAUGUGCAACAAAUUGAGUGUGUUUACUAUUUAGAGCAGCGGUUUAGUAGAAGUGGAAAAUAAUUGAUCUCAAAAUGAGAAUGCAUAGCUUAGCUUUCCAGUGUGAACCUUUUAAAGAAUUUUUAAAGUGUCUGCUUGGGCUGAAAUCAAGAUAAGUUAUGGAGCGAGCAUUCCCCCUGUUAACUAAAACCAGAAUUGUUUUAAAGAGAAAAAACACAGAGGGUUAACUCAAAUGGAUUUCUAUCGACACCUGAACCAAAUGUCUUGUGCCCACAGAUGUCUUGCCACCCCGAACUCAAUCAAUAUAUUCAGGAUACCCUCCACUGCAUCAAACCUCUGCUACAGAAGAACGACGUGGAAAAAGUGGUAGUAGUCAUCCUUGAUAAGGAGCACCAUUCGGUAGAAAGAUUCGUCUUUGAGAUCAUGCAGCCCCCAUUGCUGGCAAUCAGCUCCGAUUCCCUGCUCACCCAUGUGGAGCAGCUUCUGCGGGCUUUUAUCCUGAAGAUUAGCGUUUGUGAUGCUGUUUUGGACAACAACCCUCCAGGCUGUACUUUCACCAUCCUGGUGCACACCCGCGAAGCUGCCACGCGCAACAUGGAAAAAAUUCAAGUGAUCAAGGACUUCCCCUGGAUUCUGGCCGAUGAGCAGGACGUCCACAUGCACGACCCCCGGUUGAUCCCCCUGAAGACCAUGACCUCCGACCUCUUGAAG
Thamnophis sirtalis is the source of this 795-nucleotide messenger RNA. The record is from RefSeq and is a predicted model, not a curated record. Lineage: Eukaryota; Metazoa; Chordata; Lepidosauria; Squamata; Natricidae.